AUGCAGCUGAAUGAAAUAAAUGGGCAAAGUCAAAAACAAGGAACGGACAACGAGGCUUUUGAACAUGAGGGUCAGACAUUCAUUGAGAUGAACUGUGCCUCUGAAUCUCCAGACGACCAUGUGCACACAAAGACAGAGCCUCACCACAAAAGCUUGCUGGAGAAGAAGCUUGAGGCACUCCGGGGCCAUUUGGCAGAGUCCAAAGACCAGAUCCAUCUAAUUGUAAACCUGGUUUUAGCAGCAGGUUUUGUUGCCAUGGUGAUAGCGGCAUGUGUUUUGAACUUCCACCGUGCUGUGGGGCUGCUGGUUAUCUCCUUGGUAACCAUCUUCUUCCUGACUUGGGAUUGGAUGAUGAAACGGUACGGUGGCUGGUUGUGGGAGUCUCUCUCUCCCAUCAGAGACCUUCUCAGCAGAAACUGGUCCUGGAUCAGAUGGAUUAUGUACCUAUUAGUACUCGUAGCUGUGGUGUGCUGGAUUGUUUUGGACACGGCUCAACGGGGAACCAGGCAGCUCGUGUCGUUCUCUGGUUUGCUGCUGCUCAUUUUUUCCAUGUUGCUGUUCUCCAAACAUCCAUUCAGGUGGUCUUGGCAGACUUUGCUUUGUGGGAUUGGAUUACAGUUUACCUUCGGUGUGCUGAUCCUCAGGACCACGUCUGGUUUAAGUGUAGUGAAAUGGCUGGGAAAUCUGGUAGAGAAGUUCCUGUCACUCACAGAUGCUGGAUCUCAGUUUGUGUUUGGUGAAAGUUACAUGGACCACUUCUUUGCUUUCAGGGUGAUGCCCAUAUUGAUAUUUUUGAGCUCGUUCAUCUCCAUUCUCUACUGCAUUGGCUUCAUGCCCUGGCUCAUUUGCAAGAUUGGAUUCAUAAUGCAGGUUACCAUGGGAACAUCUCCAGCUGAGUCAAUGGCAGCAGCUGGAAACAUAUUCUUGGGAAAUACAGACGCUGCUCUCCUGAUUCAACCAUACAUCAGUGAACUCACCAUCUCAGAGAUACAUGCUGUGAUGACUGGUGGGUUUGCCAGCAUCUCCGGUACCAUUUUGGGAGCUUUUAUCUCCCUUGGGGUGGAUGCAACACACUUGUUGACAGCAACAAUAAUGUCUGCUCCAGCCUCCCUGGCCAUUGCCAAGUUGUUCUGGCCCGAAAGAGAGCUGUCCAUUUCAAUUUCUAAUCAUGAUCUACAAUUGAUCAAAGGAGAGAGUAGCAAUAUUUUGGAAGCGGCAUCCCGAGGAGCGUCUCGUGCUGUGGGUGUCGUGGCCAGUAUUAUUGCCAACAUCAUUGCUUUCUUGACGCUGGUGGCCUUUGUCGACACCAUCCUCUCCUGGCUGGGUGGGAUGUUUGACUGUCCACAGCUCAGCUUCGCGCUCAUCUGUUCCUAUGUGUUCAUGCCUCUGUCCUUCAUGAUGGGUGUUUCCUGGGACGACAGCUUCAUUGUGGCAGAGCUAAUUGGCGUAAAGACAUUCCUCAAUGAGUUUGUGGCUUAUGAGAAGUUGUCAGAGUUAAUUAAGAAAAGGACCGCAGGUGGGCCAGAAUAUGUAAACGAUGUGAAGCAGUACAUUUCUGUUCACUCAGAAGCCAUUGCAACGUAUGCCUUGUGUGGAUUUUCCAACUUUGCGUCCCUGGGGAUCUCUGUGGGAGCUCUGACUGCCAUGGCUCCAAACAGGCAAUCUGAUAUCUCCAGCUGUGGCCUCAGAGCUCUGAUCGCUGGAAGUGUGUCUUGUUUCAUGACAGCUUGUAUUGCAGGUAUGUUGUACAUUCCUGAUUGCCCAACUUUUCUGAGCACAGAGUUCAACAACACCAACACAAGCAGCAGCAAACAGCUGCUGGACUGCUGCACACAGCUUUACAACAGUGUGACGAUGCACGAGCCGUGGAACGUGACAUGUGAAGGCAGGAUUCUUCAGCACCUCCAAAGCCCAGUCAGACCAGCUAAUUUGACUGGCAGAUUGGUUUUACAGGAACGCAGCUCAUUACCUCUGACCACUGUAAACAAUUCAGUCUGCUCGUGGAACAAAGAGGAGUGCAUGAAGCUCGCCGUCAUAGAAACAGCAAAUGACAGUGUCUUCAUUAAGAAACAGCACAAGCAAAAGUGUGAGUUGUCGCUUCUGAGGGAGGUUCGAGCCGGGGGAGCGACGUGGGUUGGAGGCGGGUUUCCGGGUCUGGUGGCCUGCAGCCAGCUCACGUCGUAA
This is a messenger RNA of Nematolebias whitei (Rio pearlfish), 2184 nucleotides long. RefSeq names its product solute carrier family 28 member 3-like. NCBI's taxonomy places the organism in Eukaryota, Metazoa, Chordata, Actinopteri, Cyprinodontiformes, Rivulidae. Gene Ontology annotation, cellular component: membrane. The record is from RefSeq and is a predicted model, not a curated record. Gene Ontology annotation, biological process: purine nucleoside transmembrane transport; pyrimidine nucleoside transport. Gene Ontology annotation, molecular function: pyrimidine- and adenosine-specific:sodium symporter activity.